This is a messenger RNA of Schistosoma curassoni, 3896 nucleotides long. Lineage: Eukaryota; Metazoa; Platyhelminthes; Trematoda; Strigeidida; Schistosomatidae. The record is from the annotation of a GenBank genome assembly.
CACGGAGCCAAGUUCAACACGCGCUGCUAACAUACGAUCGGUUCACAGCGGAUUUUAGAGAUCAUUGUUUCAGUGUAACUUUUCCAUCGGAUCACUCUUCACUGUACUGAUUUUAAAUGUGGAGACAUGAAAUGACAGUUGUUUCUCUCGAAUCAUACAAUACGUAUUUGUGUAGCAAUUUGAAAAAAUCUAUGAAUGUCCAAACCUUGUUGUCUCAUCGUCCCAUAAAUUUACCAGCUGCUGACUACCUAGUUAAUGUCUUCGCAAUCAUAUUGACUUGUGGCUGGAGACGUUGGGUGAUAUAGCUCAAAUUUAUUUGUAGUACCAGUCUUGAUAAAUACCACGUGGAUUACUAGAUCAUAUUCAUGAAUUCACCAAAUUCUAACCACCAUUGUUUAGUUCGUCACGAUCCUGUUACUGCACGUGCCAUUUCACGUUUAAGUCAUGGAGUUGCUCGUUUGACUGCAAGCCUUAAUCCCGAUAGACAGUAUCGACAUUUUCGUACCAGACACGCAAAAUCCAGGAACAGAACUGAAUCAGAAUCUACAUUGAACGACCGCCAAUCUAUUACAACAGGUUCAAAACGUAAAUGGCAACCGGAUAAAAUUGAACUGGAUACAAUCAUGGAAUUGGAACAUUCCACAGCUGUUUGUUUGAAACCUAUGCAAUCACCACCAUCGUCGUUAUUAUUAUCAUCGUCAUCAUCAAACAUGGAAUCAUUACAGCAUGUAUCCGUAUCGAUAGACGCUUUAAAUUUACAAACUAAACCAAUUCCACCCUUUUCUUGUUCGAAUUCUAUAUUGUAUAAAUCACUAAGCUCCGAUCAUAUUGAAGCCGUGGGACGUUAUUCUUCAGGAUCGUCAAUGCUUUCAGUCACUGGAUCAUCAGAUAAUAAUUCUGAGAGUGAUGCUUCGUCACAUGAUGCUGACAUUGAAGAUGCAGAUCAUGGCGACUUAAUCUGUUUCAAAGGUGGUAGAUCGUUGACAAGAAUUAGUAGACGUAAAUCAUCUAUUCUCGAUAAACAUUCUUAUGAAUUAUGGAGACCAAUGGAUACUGUGUAUCAUGCUUCUGGGGGAGGCGGUGAUUCAUCGGACGGCCUGUCAAUAAAUAUUAAAAUUCCACGAUUAACAUCAAUACACUUACAUAAUACAACUGGAUUAUAUUGUGAACAUUCAUCGUCUAGGUUAUCACCGGUUAUCUCAUCUAGUUAUCAACAAACUAAAAGAAAUACUAUCAGUGGUAUGUUAGCCUCUUCAUCAUCUGAUACGAAUCAUUGUCACCGUGGUCGUCGUAACAAGAAAUGCAAGUGUAGACCGCGAAAUAAGAGUGAUACUACUGAUGAUAAACAUGGAGAACAUAACUGUCAUAAAAGUUGUAUCAAAAAUGGCUCACAUUCUUCGUCUAGUUCAUCAUUGUCAACUGAAGAAUCAUCCGAUGAGAAACGUUCGAAAGGUUUCAUUGCAUACAAACAUCGAUUCACCUCUAUACCGGAACAUCAGAACACUUGUGAUACUGAUAUGAUGAAUGUGACUUGUCGUAAUAAGAAAACUAUUCAAAAAAUCAUCAAAUCACCAUCUACCACAACAGAUAACAAUCGUUGUAAAACAGUUGUUGAUCCGUUCAGUUCAAAAUAUCAGUUAGAUGAUUCAACUAAUUCAACUCUAGAUGAACCAGUUGAUCCGGAACUGGUUAAUCUUUUACAUGGAACUUGGCCAUUAUUAAGUAACAGAGCAAAAUUAAAUUAUACAAAAGCAAUGAAUUUAUCUAAUUCAAAACGAUAUCCUAAUUUAAAAAAACGCAAUACACCGAGUAAUCAUAAAAUGAAAGAGGAUUCAAAAUCUAUCCAACAAAAUUCAAUUAAAUUUCUUCCAUCUAAAUUAAAUCAAUUUUAUAUACAAAAUGAUUCAAUAUGUAAGACUGAUAAAUCUAACUGUCAAAUGCCUACACCUCCAUGGAUGAUUAGUGACAAUGAGUCAUUACGGGAUUCUGAUGAAUUUGACUCUGAUCAUAAUAAAAAAGUACACACUCCCUGUGUGAACAAUCAACGUCCAUGUAUUGACAAUUGGAAAGCAGAAGUGUCCCAUGCUAAACCAUUAAACGAGGUAAAUUUCAAUUUUAUUUUCUUUCUGUUACAUUUCGGAACUUCUAAACUUGCAAAUAGUGAUCAGUUUCGUACUCAAAAGAAUCUUAAACAAACAGUUCCCAACUGCUUCUUAGUCUCUAAACUUCUUUUAUUAUUGAAUUUAAAAUAAAAAAAGAAAAGACUCAGAUAGCCAUUCAGGACAGUGUUCGGAUAUUCGCUUAUCAAGUGCAUACUUUGUACGCUAAUCGGUAAUUGUCCACUUAGUCAAUCACAAUGUAUAACUUCGUAUGUAUGUACAUCGGUUCAAGUUAACAUACCCCUUUAGCACACAGAGAUAAAAUUGUCAGACCAAACCCCACAAUAAUAGAGGUAGUUACAAUAUCAGUGGUAUUAGAAAAGAUUAAACAUCGAAGAUGUGGUCCAAGAAGAAAAUAUAAAUUAGUGUAAUAAGAACACAAACAAGACUAUGAGGAUAUUAGAAUUUGGGGUAAGACAGUUAAUGGAUGGACCUGCAUCAUUACAAACAAAUUUGAUCUGUCACUUAAAGUCUCUAACCACUGGUUAUGAUAAUCACAUUGACAGCAACCAUGUAGUCCACACCUGUUAACAUGACUCAGCCAAAAUGUCAAUGACUUCUUGAACUGAUGCCACGUUUUGGUUUGACCGCCCUUACAUUUCUUCAACCGACUCCCAUACCAGACGAUAUCGUCCGUCCAGGUAGCCAUUGUAUUCCGAUAUUAGCAAGCCUAGUAUUUGUAGUCACUAUUUGUUAAUAAGUGUACCAGCGAUUGAUCUCUACCGCUAUGCGCACUGCGGAUUAGUCCCAUGGUAUGACAAAAAUAUCAUCCAGUAGUGCUUUUUAGUUCUUUAUGCUUGUCUAGCUAAUGACAAUCUGUUUAUAUAAAGAAAAAACUGAACAAUCCCAACCAAUCUCCCAAUAUUAAUAACCAUUUGAUCGAUUAAAGAUCACAGUAGCAUUGUAAACAUAAAUGAUUUUUGAGACCUGUUCAUUCUUUCUCUACCUUUAAAAUAAUAUUCCAUAACAAUGUACUUUGCAUUACUUUUGUCUUGUUUUGUAGACCAAUAAAGGUCAUCGUUUAUUGCAAAAACUUGGUUGGAAACCUGGUGAUAAAUUAGGGCAAAAUGGUAAAGGUCUAAUCACACCAGUCAACUGUAAAGAAGAUAGUCAUUCGUUUGCGAUAUGAUUGAGACAUCCGCUUUUUAAGUAUAUUUUUGUUAUUACUAAUCUGUUUUUUUCACGCUGCUAAGUGCUUGUAUAUAUAAAUAGUAUGCAAUUCCAAUGUUAUCAGAUAUGGUGCUUUCUUUGUUGAAAAUAACAUCAAAGGACCAAAUUUUAUCCAUUACAUUUUACAUAUUCAAAUGUGUUCUUCAAUUGAUAUUUACUUACGCCUGUUACUCCCAGUGGAGCAUAGGUUGCCGACCGGCAUUCUCCAACCCACUCUGUCCUCGGAAUUGAUUUUCACUUUCGUGUAUAUACUGUUAAUGUCUUUCUCCAAGAAUCAUUCAAAAUAGUCUGUGAUUCUGUUUUUGUCUUUUUCUCACUGUUGAAUUUUUGUUCUUAAUCGGUGUUCUUUCUUCUUUCAGUCCUAUUCAGUUCAGUAAAUUGUUUGUUUAACAAAUUACUUCCGAUGAUGUUGUUCUGAAUCGACCCCACUUGAUAUCGGAAUCUCCUUUAGAACGACUAUGAAAAAAAUUUUGAUUAAACUAUUUACCUCACGGAAUAUAACAAUAUUUAUUUAUUUGAACACAUAAAUAUUGGUACAAGAGGGCACCAAGUAUAUAUGCGCCACAU